This is a messenger RNA of Thalassophryne amazonica, 11444 nucleotides long. RefSeq names its product mucin-17-like. The transcript has 32 exons. The record is from RefSeq and is a predicted model, not a curated record. Gene Ontology annotation, biological process: regulation of glutamate receptor signaling pathway. The coding region runs from base 43 to 10233 and encodes 3396 amino acids. Lineage: Eukaryota; Metazoa; Chordata; Actinopteri; Batrachoidiformes; Batrachoididae.
GUUAUUUAUCCCAAUGGGACGAACCCUAAUAACUUACUGUCGAUGGGCACUGGAAUUCUGAGUGAAAAUGGAACUGCAGAACCUCCAGAAGUCACAUACCAAGGGGUGGGAGUUGAUUUUAGCGCUCCAAACUCCACUGUUCCCAUGAAUUUGAUUUCCAACGCUGACAACACAACAACAGCUGUAAGCACAACUAGUCUGGCAACCACAACACAAGCAGCAACAUCACCUGAAACAACAAGUCUGGCAACCACGACACUAGCUACUACGCCGGCUGAAACAACAAGUCUGGCAACCACGACACAAGCAGCAGCUACCAAUGCCACCACCCCCACAGUGUUGAUAACACAAGUGACAACAGCAGUGGCAACUCCAGCUACUGUGCUUUUCAUCAUAGCAGGACCUCUCUCUACUCCAAUUGAUCGUACUGGGUGUGGCAUCACUGAUUUGUGCAUAUCUGAGGCCCCGAAUUGUGAUCCAUCACAAAGCCCUUGUAUCUUCUUGGCUGUUCGCUCAGUUGGCGGUGAUCGGUUCAGAUUUAAGUUUUCAGGAUUCUCAAGUGGCUACAUUGCUAUCAUCAUCUCAGCUGACAGCACACCGGGAGGAAAUGACACCAUGUACAUCUGUAACGACAAUAAGGAUACAUCGGUAAAAUUUUUCAGUGCUCUGUUUGACCAGGGCACAGUGACUUUUGUGCCGCCACAAAGUGUGACCUCAGUGACGGGCAGCGUCACAGGAACAAGGAUCCAGUGUGUAUUUGAGGCACCGUUAUUUAUCCCAAUGGGACGAACCCUAAGUAACUUACUGUCGAUGGGCACUGGAAUUCUGAGUGAAAAUGGAACUGCAGAACCUCCAGAAGUCACAUACCAAGGGGUGGGAGUUGAUUUUAGCGCUCCAAACUCCACUGUUCCCAUGAAUUUGAUUUCCAACGCUGACAACACAACAACAGCUGUAAGCACAACUAGUCUGGCAACCACAACACAAGCAGCAACAUCACCUGAAACAACAAGUCUGGCAACCACGACACUAGCUACUACGCCGGCUGAAACAACAAGUCUGGCAACCACGACACAAGCAGCAGCUACCAAUGCCACCACCCCCACAGUGUUGAUAACACAAGUGACAACAGCAGUGGCAACUCCAGCUACUGUGCUUUUCAUCAUAGCAGGACCUCUCUCUACUCCAAUUGAUCGUACCGGGUGUGGCAUCACUGAUUUGUGCAUAUCUGAGGCCCCGAAUUGUGAUCCAUCACAAAGCCCUUGUAUCUUCUUGGCUGUUCGCUCAGUUGGCGGUGAUCGGUUCAGAUUUAAGUUUUCAGGAUUCUCAAGUGGCUACAUUGCUAUCAUCAUCUCAGCUGACAGCACACUGGGAGGAAAUGACACCAUGUACAUCUGUAACGACAAUAAGGAUACAUCGGUAAAAUUUUUCAGUGCUCUGUUUGACCAGGGCACAGUGACUUUUGUGCCGCCACAAAGUGUGACCUCAGUGACGGGCAGCGUCACAGGAACAAGGAUCCAGUGUGUAUUUGAGGCACCGUUAUUUAUCCCAAUGGGACGAACCCUAAGUAACUUACUGUCGAUGGGCACUGGAAUUCUGAGUGAAAAUGGAACUGCAGAACCUCCAGAAGUCACAUACCAAGGGGUGGGAGUUGAUUUUAGCGCUCCAAACUCCACUGUUCCCAUGAAUUCGAUUUCCAACGCUGACAACACAACAACAGCUGUAAGCACAACUAGUCUGGCAACCACAACACAAGCAGCAACAUCACCUGAAACAACAAGUCUGGCAACCACGACACUAGCUACUACGCCGGCUGAAACAACAAGUCUGGCAACCACGACAAUAGCUACUGCGCUGGCUGAAACAACAAGUCUGGCAACCACGACACAAGCAGCAGCUACCAAUGCCACCACUCCCACAGUGUUGAUAACACAAGUGACAACAGCAGUGGCAACUCCAGCUACUGUGCUUUUCAUCAUAGCAGGACCUCUCUCUACUCCAAUUGAUCGUACCGGGUGUGGCAUCACUGAUUUGUGCAUAUCUGAGGCCCCGAAUUGUGAUCCAUCACAAAGCCCUUGUAUCUUCUUGGCUGUUCGCUCAGUCGGCGGUGAUCGGUUCAGAUUUAAGUUUUCAGGAUUCUCAAGUGGCUACAUUGCUAUCAUCAUCUCAGCUGACAGCACACUGGGAGGAAAUGACACCAUGUACAUCUGUAACGACAAUAAGGAUACAUCGGUAAAAUUUUUCAGUGCUCUGUUUGACCAGGGCACAGUGACUUUUGUGCCGCCACAAAGUGUGACCUCAGUGACGGGCAGCGUCACAGGAACAAGGAUCCAGUGUGUAUUUGAGGCACCGUUAUUUAUCCCAAUGGGACGAACCCUAAGUAACUUACUGUCGAUGGGCACUGGAAUUCUGAGUGAAAAUGGAACUGCAGAACCUCCAGAAGUCACAUACCAAGGGGUGGGAGUUGAUUUUAGCACUCCAAACUCCACUGUUCCCAUGAAUUCGAUUUCCAACGCUGACAACACAACAACAGCUGUAAGCACAACUAGUCUGGCAACCACAACACAAGCAGCAACAUCACCUGAAACAACAAGUCUGGCAACCACAACACUAGGUACAACGCCGGCUGAAACAACAAGUCUGGCAACCACGACACUAGGUACAACGCCGGCUGAAACAACAAGUCUGGGAACCACGACACUAGUUACUACGCCGGCUGAAACAACAAGUCCGGGAACCACGACACUAGCUACUACGCCGGCUGAAACAAGUCUGGCAACCACGACACUAGCUACUACGCCGGCUGAAACAACAAGUCUGGCAACCACGACACUAGCUACUACGCCGGCUGAAACAACAAGUCUGGCAACCACGACAAUAGCUACUACGCCGGCUGAAACAACAAGUCUGGCAACCACGACACUAGUUACUACGCCGGCUGAAACAACAAGUCUGGGAACCACGACACUAGGUACUACGCCGGCUGAAACAACAAGUCUGGCAACCACGACACUAGCUACUACGCCGGCUGAAACAACAAGUCUGGCAACCACGACACUAGCUACUACGCCGGCUGAAACAACAAGUCUGGCAACCACGCCGGCUGAAACAACAAGUCUGGCAACCACGACACAAGCAGCAGCUACCAAUGCCACCACCCCCACAGUGUUGAUAACACAAGUGACAACAGCAGUGACAACUCCAGCUACUGUGCUUUUCAUCAUAGCAGGACCUCUCUCUACUCCAAUUGAUCGUACCGGGUGUGGCAUCACUGAUUUGUGCAUAUCUGAGGCCCCGAAUUGUGAUCCAUCACAAAGCCCUUGUAUCUUCUUGGCUGUUCGCUCAGUCGGCGGUGAUCGGUUCAGAUUUAAGUUUUCAGGAUUCUCAAGUGGCUACAUUGCUAUCAUCAUCUCAGCUGACAGCACACUGGGAGGAAAUGACACCAUGUACAUCUGUAACGACAAUAAGGAUACAUCGGUAAAAUUUUUCAGUGCUCUGUUUGACCAGGGCACAGUGACUUUUGUGCCGCCACAAAGUGUGACCUCAGUGACGGGCAGCGUCACAGGAACAAGGAUCCAGUGUGUAUUUGAGGCACCGUUAUUUAUCCCAAUGGGACGAACCCUAAGUAACUUACUGUCGAUGGGCACUGGAAUUCUGAGUGAAAAUGGAACUGCAGAACCUCCAGAAGUCACAUACCAAGGGGUGGGAGUUGAUUUUAGCGCUCCAAACUCCACUGUUCCCAUGAAUUCGAUUUCCAACGCUGACAACACAACAACAGCUGUAAGCACAACUAGUCUGGCAACCACAACACAAGCAGCAACAUCACCUGAAACAACAAGUCUGGCAACCACAACACUAGGUACAACGCCGGCUGAAACAACAAGUCUGGCAGCCACGACACUAGGUACAACGCCGGCUGAAACAACAAGUCUGGGAACCACGACACUAGUUACUACGCCGGCUGAAACAACAAGUCCGGGAACCACGACACUAGCUACUACGCCGGCUGAAACAAGUCUGGGAACCACGACACUAGGUACUACGCCGGCUGAAACAACAAGUCUGGCAACCACGACACUAGCUACUACGCCGGCUGAAACAACAAGUCUGGCAACCACGACAAUAGCUACUACGCCGGCUGAAACAACAAGUCUGGCAACCACGACACAAGCAGCAGCUACCAAUGCCACCACCCCCACAGUGUUGAUAACACAAGUGACAACAGCAGUGACAACUCCAGCUACUGUGCUUUUCAUCAUAGCAGGACCUCUCUCUACUCCAAUUGAUCGUACCGGGUGUGGCAUCACUGAUUUGUGCAUAUCUGAGGCCCCGAAUUGUGAUCCAUCACAAAGCCCUUGUAUCUUCUUGGCUGUUCGCUCAGUCGGCGGUGAUCGGUUCAGAUUUAAGUUUUCAGGAUUCUCAAGUGGCUACAUUGCUAUCAUCAUCUCAGCUGACAGCACACUGGGAGGAAAUGACACCAUGUACAUCUGUAACGACAAUAAGGAUACAUCGGUAAAAUUUUUCAGUGCUCUGUUUGACCAGGGCACAGUGACUUUUGUGCCGCCACAAAGUGUGACCUCAGUGACGGGCAGCGUCACAGGAACAAGGAUCCAGUGUGUAUUUGAGGCACCGUUAUUUAUCCCAAUGGGACGAACCCUAAGUAACUUACUGUCGAUGGGCACUGGAAUUCUGAGUGAAAAUGGAACUGCAGAACCUCCAGAAGUCACAUACCAAGGGGUGGGAGUUGAUUUUAGCGCUCCAAACUCCACUGUUCCCAUGAAUUCGAUUUCCACAACUAGUCUGGCAACCACAACACAAGCAGCAACAUCACCUGAAAUAACAAGUCUGGCAACCACAACACUAGGUACAACACCGGCUGAAACAACAAGUCUGGCAACCACGACACUAGCUACUACGCCGGCUGAAACAACAAUUCUGGCAAGCACGACACUAGCUACAACGCCGGCUGAAACAACAAGUCUGGCAAGCACGACACUAGCUACAACGCCGGCUGAAACAACAAGUCUGGCAACCACGACACUAGCUACUACGCCGGCUGAAACAACAAGUCUGGGAAUCACGACACUAGCUACUACGCCGGCUGAAACAACAAGUCUGGCAACCACGACACUAGCUACUACGCCGGCUGAAACAACAAGUCUGGCAACCACGACACUAGUUACUACGCCGGCUGAAACAACAAGUCUGGCAACCACGACACUAGCUACUACGCCGGCUGAAACAAUAAGUCUGAGAAUCACAACACUAGCUACUACGCCGGCUGAAACAACAAGUCUGGCAAGCACGACACUAGCUACAACGCCGGCUGAAACAACAAGUCUGGCAAGCACGACACUAGCUACAACGCCGGCUGAAACAACAAGUCUGGCAAGCACGACACUAGCUACUACUCCGGCUGAAACAACAAGUCUGGCAUCCACGACACUAGUUACUACGCCGGCUGAAACAACAAGUCUGGGAACCACGACACUAGUUACUACGCCGGCUGAAACAACAAGUCUGGGAACCACGACACUAGCUACUACGCCGGCUGAAACAACAAGUCUGGGAACCACGACACUAGGUACAACGCAGGCUGAAACAACAAGUCUGGCAACCACGACACUAGCUACUACGCCGGCUGAAACAACAAGUCUGGGAACCACGACACUAGUUACUACGCCGGCUGAAACAACAAGUCUGGCAACCAAGACACUAGCUACUACGCCGGCUGAAACAACAAGUCUGGCAACCACGACACUAGCUACAACGCCGGCUGAAACAACAAGUCUGGCAAGCACGACACUAGCUACUACUCCGGCUGAAACAACAAGUCUGGCAACCACGACAGUAGUUACUACGCCGGCUGAAACAACAAGUCUGGGAACCACGACACUAGUUACUACGCCGGCUGAAACAACAAGUCUGGGAACCACGACACUAGCUACUACGCCGGCUGAAACAACAAGUCUGGCAACCACGACACUAGCUACCACGCCAGCUGAAACAACAAGUCUGGGAACAACGACACUAGUUACUACGCCGGCUGAAACAAGUCUGGCAACCAAGACACUAGCUACUACGCCGGCUGAAACAACAAGUCUGGCAACCACGACACUAGCUACUACGCCGGCUGAAACAACAAGUCUGGCAACCACGACACUAGCUACUACGCCGGCUGAAACAACAAGUCUGGCAAGCACGACACUAGCUACAACACCAGCUGAAACAACAAGUCUGGCAAGCACGACACUAGCUACAACGCCGACUGAAACAACAAGUCUGGCAACCACGACACUAGCUACUACGCCGGCUGAAACAACAAGUCUGGCAACCACGACACUAGCUACUACGCCGGCUGAAACAACAAGUCUGGGAAUCACGACACUAGCUACUACGCCGGCUGAAACAACAAGUCUGGCAAACACGACACCAGCUACUACGCCGGCUGAAACAACAAGUCUGGCACCCACGACACUAGGUACAACGCCGGCUGAAACAACAAGUCUGGCAACCACGACACUAGCUACUACGCCGGCUGAAACAAGUCUGGCAACCACGACACGAGCAACAACUUCGGCUGAAGCAACAAGUCUGGCAACCAUGACACUAGGUACAACGCCGGCUGAAACAAGUCUGGCAACCACGACACUAGCUACUACGCCGGCUGAAACAAGUCUGGCAACCACGACACUAGCUACAACAUCGGCUGAAACAACAAGUCUGGCAACAACGACACUAGGUACAACGCCGGCUGAAACAAGUCUGGCAACCACGACACUAGCUACAACGUCGGCUGAAACAACAAGUCUGGCAACAACGACACAAGCAGCAGUAACCAAUGCCACCACUGUGGCAGCCACUGUUACCUCCCCUACCGUGGCUACCACAGCAGCAACCAAUGCCACCAUCAUAGUGUUGAUAACACAAGUGACAACAGCAGUGGCAACUUCAGCUCCUGAGCUUUUCAUCAUAGGAGGACCUCUCUCUACUCCAAUUGAUCGUACCGGGUGUGGCAUCACUGAUUUGUGCAUAUCUGAGGCCCCGAAAUGUGAUCCAUCACAAAGCCCUUGUAUCUUCUUGGCUGUUCGCUCAGUUGGCAGUGAUCGGUUCAGAUUCAAGUUCUCAGGAUUCUCAAGUGGCUACAUUGCUAUCAUCAUCUCACCUGACACCACACUGGGAGGAAAUGACACCAUGUACAUCUGUAACGACAAUAAGAAUACAUCGGUAAAAUUUUUCAGUGCUCUGUUUGACCAGGACACAGUGACUUUUGUGCCGCCACAAAGUGUGACCUCAGUGACGGGCAACGUCGCAGGAACAAGGAUCCAGUGUGUAUUUGAGGCACCGUUAUCUAUCCCAAUGGGAAGGACAACAAGUAACGCACUGGGGCUCGCUACUGGAGCUGUGAAUGAUAACGGAACUUCAGGAAAUGUUUCUCUCGUAUACCUGGGGACUAACGUCAACUUUAGCGAUCCAAACUCCACUGUCCCCAUCAAUUUACUUUCACCAACCACAAGCCCAACCACUAUAGCGACAACAGUGACUACGAUAGUGACAAACGCUACCUCCCCUUCGGUGGCUACCACAGCAGCUACCAAUGCAACCAGUGCGGCAGCCAAUGUUACCUCCCCUACCGUGGUUACCACAGCAGCUACCAAUGCCACCACUGCGGCAGCCAAUGUUACCUCCCCUACUGUGGCAACCACAGCAGCUACCAAUGCCACCACUGUGGCAGCCAAUGUUACCUCCCCUACCGUGGCUACCACAGCAGCUACCAAUGGCGCCACAGUGGCAGCCAAUGUUACCUCCCCUACUGUGGCAACCACAGCAGUAACCAAUGCCACCACUGUGGCAGCCAAUGUUACCUCCCCUACCGUGGCUACCACAGCAGCUACCAAUGCCACCACCGCGGCAGCCAAUGUUACCUCCCCUACCGUGGCUACCACAGCAGCUACCAGUACCACCACUGUGGCAGCCAAUGUUACCUCCCCUACUGUGGCUACCACAGCAGCUACCAAUGCCACCACUGCGGCAGCCAAUGUUACCUCCCCUACAGUGGCUACCACAGCAGUAACCAAUGCCACCACUGUGGCAGCCAAUGUUACCUCCCCUACCGUGGCUACCACAGCAGCUACCAAUGACACCACAGUGGCAGCCAAUGUUACCUCCCCUACUGUGGCAACCACAGCAGUAACCAAUGCCACCACUGUGGCAGCCAAUGUUACCUCCCCUACCGUGGCUACCACAGCAGCUACCAAUGCCACCACCGUGGCAGCCAAUGUUACCUCCCCUACCGUGGCUACCACAGCAGCUACCAAUACCACCACUGUGGCAGCCAAUGUUACCUCCCCUACUGUGGCUACCACAGCAGCUACCAAUGCCACCACUGCGGCAGCCAAUGUUACCUCCCCUACAGUGGCUACCACAGCAGUAACCAAUGCCACCACUGUGGCAGCCAAUGUUACCUCCCCUACCGUGGCUACCACCGCAGUAACCAAUGCCACUGCGGUGGCAGCCAAUGUUACCUCCCCUACUGUAUCGACCACAGCAGUAACCAAUGCCACUACGGUGGCAGCCAAUGUUACCUCCAGUACUGUAUUGACCACAGCAGUAACCAAUGCCACUGCGGUGGCAGCCAAUGUUACCUCCAGUACUGUAUUGACCACAGCAGUAACCAAUGCCACUACGGUGGCAGCCAAUGUUACCUCCAGUACUGUAUUGACCACAGCAGUAACCAAUGCCACCACGGUGCCAGCCAAUGUUACCUCCCCUACCGUGUCUACCACAGCAGCUACCAAUGCCACCAACAAAGUGUUGAUAACACAAAGGACAACAGCAGUGGCAACUCCAGCUCCUGAGCUUUUCAUCAUAGGAGGACCGCUCUCUACUCCAAUUGAUCGUACCGGGUGUGGCAUCACUGAUUUGUGCAUAUCUGAGGCCCCGAAAUGUGAUCCAUCACAAAGCCCUUGUAUCUUCUUGGCUGUUCGCUCAGCAGGCGGUGAUCGGUUCAGAUUUAAGUUUUCAGGAUUCUCAAGUGGCUUCAUUGCUAUCAUCAUCAGCUCAGCUGACCCCACACUGGGAGGAAAUGACACCAUGUACAUCUGUAACGACAAUAAGAAUACAUCGGUAAAAUUUUUUGCCGCUCUGUUUGACCAGGGCACAGUGACUUUUGUGCCGCCACAAAGUGUGACCUCAGUGACGGGCAACGUCGCAGGAACAAGGAUCCAGUGUGUAUUUGAGGCACCGUUAUCUAUCCCAAUGGGAAGGACAACAAGUAAUGCACUGGGGCUCGCUACUGGAGCUGUGAAUGAUAACGGAACUUCAGGAAAUGUUUCUCUCGUAUACCUGGGGACUAACGUCAACUUUAGCGAUCCAAACUCCACUGUCCCCAUCAAUUUACUUUCACCAACCACAAGCCCAACCACUAUAGCGACAACAGUGACUACGAUAGUGACAAACGCUACCUCCCCUUUGGUGGCUACCACAGCAGCUACCAAUGCAACCAGUGCGGCAGCCAAUGUUACCUCCCCUACCGUGGUUACCACAGCAGCUACCAAUGCCACCAUUGCGGCAGCCAAUGUUACCUCCCCUACCGUGGCUACCACAGCAGCUACCAAUGGCACCACAGUGGCAGCCAAUGUUACCUCCCCUACUGUGGCAACCACAGAAGUAACCAAUGCCACCACUGUGGCAGCCAAUGUUACCUCCCCUACCGUGGCUACCACAGCAGCUACCAAUACCACCACCGUGGCAGCCAAUGUUACCUCCCCUACCGUGGCUACCACAGCAGCUACCAAUGGCACCACUGCGGCAGCCAAUGUUACCUCCCCUACCGUGGCUACAACAGCAGCUACCAAUGGCACCACCGUGGCAGCCAAUGUUACCUCCCCUACCGUGGCUACCACAGCAGCUACCAAUGGCACCACCGUGGCAGGCAAUGUUACCUCCCCUACCGUGGCUACCACAGCAGCUACCAAUGCCACCACUGCGGCAGCCAAUGUUACCACUCCCACCACGACCUCCACCACCACCUCUAGCACCAGUCCCACCACUACCAGUACCACCACAACCUCCACCACCAGUCCCACCACUACCAGUACCACCACAACCUCCACCACCAGUCCCACCACGACAUCCACCACAGCCUCCACCACCUCUAACACGAACAAGCUACAGCAAACCCUGUUGCACGUUGCGCUGAUCACAGCGGGUGUGAUGGGUGUCACCAUGGUAUAAGAACACUGGGAUCCCUGAGUGAAGACAGCAGUACCAUCUGUCACAUGAUCUUAUUCCACCUUAUCUUGGUUAGGGGGUCACCACAUCUGAUUGUUCUCCAUGAACAUCUUGUCACGAACAUUAAACAGCAUUUGCACAGUGCCUCUCAGGUUAUGAAGGACGGGACAACGUCACUCUCACAUUCCACCACCACAAGACUCAAGUCAAGAGGGUGAAGCUGAAUUGGGACUUUGAUUUUGGACAUGUGGUGUCUGGAUUUGACUAUAUCUCAAGUGAUUUUGUCAGAUUUCUUUGAAGGAUUACUGGGCACUUGAUUGUUUUCUAACCACUUUGCAGAACAAAGUUGUUGAUCAGUUUCUCUACUAUCUCUUUAUUUCGCUACUACCAGUAUCUAUACUUCCCACUGUGCACUAAAUGUUUAACUUAUUAUUACUUAAAAAUAUAUAUAUGGCACUGGUAGAUUUAUAUCACACAAGCUUUUUAACUGCACAUAACUGCAAUCACUUUGUGCCCCACAGUAUAAUUCAAUGAAACACAUGAUAACACAGUUACAAUCAGAACCGUCAGGAGAAAACAAAACUCAAAGUGAAGAGUGAAGCCAAGCUCUUAGUUUGCCAAACCGGUCGCCGUUCCCAGCGGAUCGCAGAUGGACAACAGCACCUGGCAGAUUCAGGUUAUAAUUCAAAUUACUGUCAGAUAACAACCCAGUAGAAGAGCAACUCCAAAGUAAAUGCUGAAGCCACCAAAUAUGAAAUAUUUAGGAACUAAAGCUUAACUUGUAAAAGAUUUACAUCUCACACUGUCACUUUAUGAACAUUGUUUAAAGAUCAUAAGACAAAAUUGUGUCACAUGAGAAACGUGAGUCAAAUGAGUUAUGAACAGUUCCUUUCUUAUGAACAUUUCCUUCUUUCUCAUCACUCAUGAUGUCAUCAGGAAAUGGCAGAUGUGAUUUUCCUCUUUGGUGUGAAUGUUGAGUGAGUGAAUGACUUAUAUUUACAAACGGUUGUUUAUUCAUUGUUCCAAAAAAUGAUGCCUUGGCCAGCUGAGUUUUGAAUGUAACUGUGUGAGCGUGCAUGUGAAAAGGUAAACGUUUUGCAAAUUCAUAGUCAUAUUGACGAAUCAUGCCAAUUAUUGGUGAAACUGGCUUUGCAAAUUGCAUUUGCAGCAUUUAAUUUUUGUUAAAUAUUUUUGAAAUAAAUAUUUUACUCAUA